AUGUGCCUCGAGAACUCAACUGAUGCGGCAUCAAAGGUGAAGAGCCGAUGGCCCUUCUGGGACGAGGAUGUGUAUAGAGUUGAGUAUGCCCACGAGGAGGUGCGAGCCAUUCAUGAUAGAGAUCCCAGAGAGUACGAAGUCCAAACUAAGACGUUUGUGGGAGAGGACGGUGUGUUGAAAGGCAUCGAGACUGUACGGGUAUCGUUCGAUCUGGUCGCGAGAACCACUAAGCCUGUUGAAGGUGAGCCUUUGCCCUUUUGA
Perkinsus marinus ATCC 50983 is the source of this 261-nucleotide messenger RNA. RefSeq lists its product as hypothetical. NCBI's taxonomy places the organism in Eukaryota, Perkinsozoa, Perkinsida, Perkinsidae. The coding region runs from base 1 to 261 and encodes 86 amino acids. The record is from RefSeq and is a predicted model, not a curated record. The transcript is spliced from 3 exons.